AUGGCGUUGACCGAAGCUUUUCUGGGAACGAGGGCGCAAAAGGCAUUCAUCGCUACGAAGGCUAUCGUGGUUAUUGUGAUGGUCGCAAUCACUUUUCGGCUGGUGGAAGAUAACGCAAACCUCACGGACGCGAAAGCAAAAACAAUCCCAUGUUACCUGGCUAUCUUUGCUUUCGCGGAGCUGUACGAACUACUGAUGGCAUGGGAUGCGCUCAAGGCGAGGAACACGAUCCAGCUGGGAGGGAUCCUCAUAUUCCAUGCUGCCAUGAUAGUCUUUGGCGCUCUACAAGCAUUCGAAGCUGCGCACUCUUUGGGCAACAUUAAUCAAACCGUUAAUGUAUGGCACAAAAUAAGAGCAUUCACAAUUGUUGUACCUAUCAUCAUCGCUGUGUCGUUGCUUGUGAUGAUAUGGUUUGCCCGCGCUUUGUAUUUCGAGUUCGGAUGGGCUAUCUUCCAUAUCGUCGGCGCUAACCCUGCCAUGAAGACCAUGUACCAAUACUACCAAGUCAUGGUCUGCCUCCUCAAAUUCGACUUCUUCUGCUUCAUCGGCGUCACCAUGCAAAUGACGAUCGUCGUGCUAUCAAACAACACAGCGGAGUUCGGUUUGACGAUCGCGGCUAUCCCCGUCGUGCUCAUAUUGUUAUCGUUGUGCGGUAUGGCGGUGCGACGGGAGAUUAAAUGGAUGAUGUCGGUUUCGCUAGUUCUUAUGUUGGCUGCGGAGACCUACUUCCUGUACAAACUUGUACGGUUCUACGAGCCGAGCUCUAAGGCACAGUACGAGUCGACACGUAUCGUAUUGACAUUCUUCACUGUUGUUGCCUUCCUGCUGUUGUUCAUCACCUUCGGCAUCGGUCUCCGGUGUUUCGCCGACUUCGACAAGGGCCUUCUUUACUCAAAGAUGCACACCGUCGAUACUCGUCCGUCGUUCAAGCAAUCCGCAUCUGGCCCGAUUUCUCAGCGACAGUCGUCGUACGUGGGUGGAGCGCCUUUACAGCCCAGAAUGUCAAUAGAGUAG
Punctularia strigosozonata HHB-11173 SS5 is the source of this 1014-nucleotide messenger RNA. RefSeq lists its product as uncharacterized. The coding region runs from base 1 to 1014 and encodes 337 amino acids. Gene Ontology annotation, cellular component: Golgi apparatus. The transcript is spliced from 11 exons. Lineage: Eukaryota; Fungi; Basidiomycota; Agaricomycetes; Corticiales; Punctulariaceae. The record is from RefSeq and is a predicted model, not a curated record.